Cygnus atratus (black swan) is the source of this 1478-nucleotide messenger RNA. Its product is annotated as DNA repair endonuclease XPF-like. The record is from RefSeq and is a predicted model, not a curated record. Gene Ontology annotation, cellular component: nucleotide-excision repair factor 1 complex. Lineage: Eukaryota; Metazoa; Chordata; Aves; Anseriformes; Anatidae. Gene Ontology annotation, biological process: nucleotide-excision repair involved in interstrand cross-link repair; double-strand break repair via homologous recombination; resolution of meiotic recombination intermediates. Gene Ontology annotation, molecular function: damaged DNA binding; single-stranded DNA binding; single-stranded DNA endonuclease activity.
AUGAAGAAGAACAAAGAUAUAUUCCAUGAGAUUCUCUCGGACCUCUUCCACCAGGACGGGCUGGUGGUGUGCGCCUGUGGGCUCGGCAUCGACCGCCUGCUGCUGCGCUUCCUCCGCCUCUACAGCGAGCCCGCCAGCCUGGUGCUGAACACGAGCCCCGCCGAGGAGACAAUACGUCACUACUUAGAUCCUCUCUGGCAUCAGCUUGGAGCUAAGACAAAAUCUUUGGUCCAGGAUUUGAAAAUACUGAGUACUUUGCUACAGUAUCUAACUCAGUAUGAUUGUGUCACUUUCCUCAAUCUUCUGGAGUCACUGAAAGCAAGUGAAAAAGCUUUUGGCGAGAAUUCAGGUUGGAUGUUUCUUGACUCCAGUACUUCAGUGUUUGUAAAUUCUCGAGCGAGAGUUUAUCGCAUUGCAGAUGAGAAACUGAAUCAGAAAGGCAAAGUGUCUGGAAACAAUGAUGUAAAGAAGGAAAAUGGGCAAGUGCUUAUUUGUGCCAGUGAUGACUGAACUUGUGCACAGCUCAGGGAGUAUAUUACUGAUGGAGCAGAAGUCUUUUUAACAAGACUGUAUAAUAAAACCUUUGGAAAGGAUGAGAAGGCUGGAGAUGUGUGGAUUAAGGACAGAAAAGCUGUCAAGUCCAAAGGAUAUGCCAGACCAGACACAGGGCCUCAAGCCGGAAAAGACAAACUCGCAACUUCUUCAAAACAAAACAAACACAAGAAGCAGCAAGACCGGACUAUAAUCCAAAUGAUAGGGAAAACUGAGGAGGAAAACAAAGAGGAGUUGGAUGUGGAAGAUAACAAAGAGUUAAACAGUAGCCAAGAAGGCAGUAUCGAUGAGACCAUUCAUGAAGAUUUCCCUGUGAACUUACCUUCAGAUUCUUACUAUGGUAUUUUCAAAAAUCCACUCACAAUUAUUCAUCCAUUGCAGGGUUGCAGUGAUCCCUAUGCUCUGACCAGGGUACUGCAUGAGGUAGAACCAAGAUACAUCAUGUUGUAUGAUGCAGAGCUAACUUUUGUUUGGCAGCUGAAAAUCUACAAGGCAAGCAGACCUGGAAGGCCUCUGAGGGUGUAUUUCCUCAUAUAUGGAAGCUCAACAGAAGAACAGCGCUAUCUGACAGCUCUGAGAAAAGAGAAGGAAGCCUUUGAAAAACUCAUUUGGGAAAGGGCCACUAUGGUUGUUACUGAAGAAAGAGAAGGAAGAGAUGAAACAAACUUAGACCUUUUGAGAGAUGCUAAACCUGCCUCUGUUUCCACUGACACGCAGAACAGGUGGACAGGAACAGAAGAGUACUCAACAAACUAUAAUAGUGGACAUGCAGGAAUUUCAUAGUGAGCUUCCAUCACUGAUUCAUCGUCAUGGUAUUGACAUUGAGCCUGUUACUUUGGAAGUUGGAGAUUAUAUCUUAACUCCUGAUGUCUGUGUAGAGCAGAAAAGUAUCAGUGAUCUUAUUGGUUCAUUAAACAAUGGAAGAC